Labrus bergylta (ballan wrasse) is the source of this 674-nucleotide messenger RNA. RefSeq lists its product as uncharacterized. NCBI's taxonomy places the organism in Eukaryota, Metazoa, Chordata, Actinopteri, Labriformes, Labridae. Gene Ontology annotation, molecular function: calcium ion binding. The record is from RefSeq and is a predicted model, not a curated record.
UCAGGGUCUGGGACCAUGUAUGGAGCAGUGCCUGAACACACCUGGAUCAUACCGAUGCUCCUGCCCAUAUGGACUCAUCUUAGACAGAAACGGACACAGCUGCAUCCCCGAGUGUCCGCCUGGCUACAAGAGCCAACAGACAACAACACCUGAGAAUACAACAACACUCAUUCUUAGGGAGGAGUGUGAAGAUAUCAACGAGUGCCUGGAGGAGGACAGGUGUGGGUGGCAGUGUGUCAACAUGCCAGGCUCGUACAAAUGCAUCUGCCCCAGAGGAUACACACUGCAGGGAGACGGGCGACGCUGUAAGGACGUUAAUGAGUGCAAUCGGAAGAACGGAGGGUGCUCCCACCUGUGUGUGAACCAAAAAGGUGGCUAUAAAUGUGCCUGUCCAGCGUCCCAUCGCCUCUCCCCCUUCAGCUGGAAGAAAUGUCUGCUGAGGACAACAGCGAACACUGCUGGCUGAGCAGGAAACCACCUCAAAUUCUAAACAAUAUUUAGUCCCACCCAUAGAGCAACAAUUGGAGCUCUGAUAUUCUGAUAACUGUUGUGUUGGUAGGAAUCUGGCCAAUCAGAGCAGGAGCCUAGAUUAGUAAUCAGACAGAUGACACAUCAUCAUCCAAACAUUUUAUUAUAUGAGAAAAAUGUAUUAAAAUCAUAUUUCUAUGUUGCAU